Molecule: messenger RNA, 1819 nt
Organism: Mycotypha africana
Lineage: Eukaryota; Fungi; Mucoromycota; Mucoromycetes; Mucorales; Mycotyphaceae
Product: IMP dehydrogenase/GMP reductase
Exons: 3
Coding region: 67-1650 (527 amino acids)
Biological process (GO): GTP biosynthetic process
Cellular component (GO): cytoplasm
Molecular function (GO): IMP dehydrogenase activity
Source: RefSeq, a predicted model, not a curated record
UUAACAACCCCCAAAAUUUUUCAUUAAAAUAAACCUCUCUAUAUUAUAAAUCAAAUCUAUUAUACAAUGUCGUCUUCUUUUCUUGAUUGUUCCACUGCUAAUGCUGUAUUGAAUGAAUAUGGUCGCCGUGAUGGUCUGUCUGUUGAAGCCUUAAUGGACGAACAACUUAGCGGCGGUUUAACCUACAAUGACUUUUUGAUUUUGCCUGGUUACAUCAAUUUCUCUGCCGACAAGGCCUCUUUGGAGUCCAAGAUCACAAAGAAAAUCUCAUUAAAGACUCCCUUCUUGUCCUCUCCAAUGGAUACCGUUACCGAAGCUGAUAUGGCUAUUUCAAUGGCACUUAUGGGAGGUAUCGGUAUUAUCCAUCACAACUGUUCUGCUGAGGCUCAAGCGAAUAUGGUUCGCACUGUCAAGAAGUUUGAAAAUGGUUUUAUUACUGAUCCUGUUGUUUUGUCGCCCGAACAUACUGUUGCUGAUGUGAAAGAAAUCAAGACGAAAUCUGGUUUCUGUGGUGUUCCCAUCACUGAGAAUGGCAAGUUACACAGCAAAUUAGUUGGUAUCGUCACUGCCCGAGAUAUCCAAUUUCACACAGAUGACAGUACUCCUCUCAAGAGCAUUAUGACCACUGACCUCGUUGUGGGUAAAGAAGGUAUCACUUUAGCCGAUGCCAAUGAGAUUCUUUUCUCCUCCAAGAAGGGUAAACUUCCUAUUGUCGACAAGAAUGGCUGUCUCGUUUCUCUAUUGUCUCGUUCAGAUCUUUUGAAGAAUCAAGAAUACCCCAAUGCCUCCAAGGUCCAAAAGUCGAAGCAGCUUCUUGUGGGUGCUGCUAUUGGUACACGUCCUGAUGAUAAAGAUCGUCUUGCUCUCUUAGUUGAAGCUGGUCUUGAUGUGGUGGUACUUGAUUCUUCUCAAGGUAACUCUGUGUACCAAAUUGAAAUGAUUCGCUGGAUUAAGCAAACUUAUCCUAAUUUGGAGGUCAUUGCUGGUAAUGUGGUCACACGUGAGCAAGCGGCUAACUUGAUUGAGGCUGGUGCGGAUGGUCUUCGUAUCGGUAUGGGCUCUGGUUCUAUUUGUAUCACACAGGAAGUCAUGGCAUGUGGUCGUCCUCAAGCUACAGCUGUCUACCGUGUUUCUGAAUUUGCUCGUCGUUUCGGUGUUCCUACUAUCGCUGACGGUGGUAUCGGUAACGUCGGCCAUAUUGUCAAGGCCAUGGCUUUGGGUGCCAGUGCUGUCAUGAUGGGCGGUCUCCUUGCGGGUACAAGUGAAACUCCCGGUGAAUACUUCUACCACGAAGGUCAGCGUCUCAAGCGUUAUCGUGGUAUGGGUUCUCUUGACGCUAUGAGUCAAAAGUCGGGUGAUAAAGAAGGCAACGCCGCUACUAAGCGUUAUUUCUCUGAAGGCGAUGCUGUCAAGGUCGCUCAAGGUGUCGUUGGCAAUGUCGUUGAUAAAGGCUCUGUUCGUAAAUUCUUGCAAUACCUUGUUACAGGUGUUCAACAUUCUCUGCAAGAUAUUGGUUAUACCAGUGUCAAGUCAAUGAGAGACGCUGUUUUCGAAGGCAAGGUGCGUUUCGAAAAGAGAACUGCUGCUGCUCAAAUGGAAGGUGGCGUUCACGGUCUCCACUCUUUCGAAAAGAAACUCUUCUCUUCUUAAAUCGUUUUUUUUUUACCAGUAUUGUUUCUCUAUUUCUUUUCUAUAUAUAAAAUCAUCUAUAUUUAUUUUGUACAUUUUUACAAAUCUCAUUGCAUUGCGAUCCUUUCAUCAUACUCUAGAAUCUCCUACUGAAUAAAACUCAUUAUCCUUUUGUAAACUGCAUAAAUUA